CAUUAUUCCACAGAUUUGUUUAAGGACUUGGGGAUCGUUGUUAUUAACCGGGGGUAUAUCAGUUAUAUUGCACUAUUACUGGUUUUGGUAUACAUGUUUAUCAUAGGCGGUGAAAAGUUUUGUAUGCGACAUUGGCAUGGACAGGGUCUUUGAAAAGUCAAAUCUUGGGUCGGUCGGGAAAAUAACUUAUUCAUGAUACUUUUUAUAGUAAAAUUUCAAUACGCGGAUAGAAAGUAUUUAUCAAACUUGGGUGGCCAGGACUACCCCCCUCCCCAAAAGCUAUGCCGAUGGUCAGAGAUUGUAUAUAGCUUGUUAAAGCAGAUUGCUUUGUGUUGUAUGUAUAUUGCAGGAGAACAUUGAUAAUGGCGUUAAAGAUGACUUAAAGCCCCCAGACAGUGCUAUUGACAUUUUGAAUGGUCAGGGUGAUGAAAUGUCUUUUCAAAACAAGUCCUUUAGCAUUGACAACUGGCAAGAUAACACUCGUAGCGAAUCUGCUGUUCUUGAGGGUAACAUUGAGAACUGUGUUAAAGAUGGCUUAAAGCACCCAGACAGCACUGUGGACGUUGUGAAUGGAAAUGUUGGUGAACUGUUUCCCCAAAACAAGUCCUCUAAUAUUGAUAGCUCACAAGAUAACAGUGGCAGCAAAUCAGCGGUUCUAGAGGGUAACAUUGAGAACUGUGUUAAAGAUGACUUAAAGCACCCAAACAGCGUCGUGCACGUUGUGAAUGGAAAUGUUGGUGAACUGUUUCCUCAAAACAAGUCCUCUAAUAUUGAUAGCUCACAAGAUAACAGUGGCAGCAAAUCAGCGGUUCUAGAGUAUUUCUAUGGUUACAUGCUGGAAUUUGCUGCAAUAGUAAGUUCUAUCUUAUGUCUAGACGCCAUUUCUGUUCGUGUUUUUUUCCACUCUUUUCUCGUGAUCUGGUUGGGUAUGCGGUGAAUGUAGCUGUAGUAGCAGUAUAUGGGCUGGUGGAAAGGUUGGACGAACACAUGAAGGGGAGCCUGGGUGCAAAUGUUGAGUUGUUGCCACUUGCCAUGUGACCGUGUGGUCAUGGCUUCAAGUCUUGAGAGCAGCCAUUUGCAAAAAUGUAAGGUAAGGAAUCUGCAGAGGAUGCUGCUGCCUGUUUCACUUAAUAGACCACGCUCUAUAGCAAGGCCAGGAAUGAUGAAGGACUUCUUGACUCAAAAAAGAUUGCUGCAUUUGAUUUUGAUGGAUGUCUUGCCAAGACAAAUUUAAAAAGAGUUGGUGCAAAUGCUUGGUCUCUUAUGUAUCCUUCAAUACCAGAGAAACUUCAAAGCUUGUACAGUGAUGGCUAUAAGUUGGUUUGUAUUUUUAGAUCUUACCUGGUUGUACUUUAUUUUUGCAUGCACUCCGCAGUAGUUCUGUUGAAGUUGAUCAACCAUAUCUUACACUGUUUUAAAGUAUAUAUGAUCUGAAGCAAUUACCUGAUUUGGGAAUUUACUUGGUUGUACUUUUACAAAAAGGUAAUCUUUACCAAUGAAUCAAAUAUAGAGCGCUGGAAGAACAAAAGACAGACACUUGUGGACUCCAAAAUCAGGAGACUUGCAGGCUUUAUAAAGCUUGCGAAGGUCCCUAUCUAGGUGGUUCACAAUCCUAUUUUCUAAUGUGGGUGGGUGGUGUGCCUGCUUGCUCCCUCUAAAUGUGCUGCCUGCUUCUUUUAUUGAGUAAUUCAUUCAUAAAGUGCUUUAAUCCCCAAGUUUUUGUGAAUUGAAGGUCUUCAUUGCUUGUGGCUCCAAUGCCUCAAAGAUUGACCCCUAUCGCAAACCAAACAUUGGAAUAUGGUCUUUUCUUAAGAACCAUUUCAAUUCUGGACUUCCAAUUGACAUGGACAAGUUAAUCUCCGUCUUGCUGUAUCAAUUUUCAUUUUUCUUGUCUUCAUAAUAAUAAUAAUAUAUUGUAAUGUUG
This is a messenger RNA of Cuscuta campestris, 1924 nucleotides long. The record is from the annotation of a GenBank genome assembly. Lineage: Eukaryota; Viridiplantae; Streptophyta; Magnoliopsida; Solanales; Convolvulaceae.